Molecule: messenger RNA, 1392 nt
Organism: Acyrthosiphon pisum (pea aphid)
Lineage: Eukaryota; Metazoa; Arthropoda; Insecta; Hemiptera; Aphididae
Exons: 5
Coding region: 883-1371 (162 amino acids)
Source: RefSeq, a predicted model, not a curated record
GUGACCUACUGCUAUAUAGCUGCAGCCGUUUCCGCGUCCCCUUUAUUGCGUACACACACACGCACACGCACACAAAUAUAUAAGCGAGUGUUAUAAAUAUGUGCGUGUGUAUGUGUAUAUGAAUUUUUUUUUUUCGAUUCCUUUCUUUCCAUUUCUCCGCCCGUUCGAUCGAAUUCGCCUUGCCCGCGCACACGCUCGCGCGCGCGCUCUCCGACUCGUUCAGUCAGUGUCCAUUCCGCAACCGGUACAACUGCGCCGCCGACACACCGCGAUAUUUGCAAAUUAUUGAAAAGUCGAAGACGCCCAAUAACUAUAAACAGUGCCGUUCGCGUAAACUCCUAUACGGUAUUAUUAUUCAAUUGAUAUUUUGCCGAGUGGUUCCAACCGGCCGACUCGAUCGUCGAUAUACAUCGUCAUUGUUCGAUUUUUCCAUCUGCAGACCACACCAACGGCUAUAUAUUGAGUACGGGCAACUGUCCAACAACGAUGAGAGCUGCAAAAAAGUCUAAAUCGUGUUGUAACAGAUAACUACCAUCAAUAAAUACAACAGGUUGCAGGCGAAACUUCAAUAUACAUACCUGCGCAUAUAUUAUAACGAUAUAUUAUUCCGUUUGGCUCUAAGCGUUCGACCACGACUCGCAUUGACAUCUAAAAUAAUAUUAUACGAAACCGACGCGGAAUAUUAUAUUCUUGCGUCCUAGGCGUCGGUAAAAGUAUAUAGAAAAAAAAAAAAAUUCAAUAAACCCACAAGAAACUACACUAUAGCCGUUGUGAAUAUAUUUUGACCGGUGCGAUUACUGUGCGUUAUUUCUUCGAACCCGUUCGACUUCAAAACAGCGUUUCCGCAUCGUCCGAAAUAAUAAUAAUAAUAACACUAUAGGAAUGAUAUACUUUGGGAAAUCGUCUUUGUGGACCGCGUUGUUACUGUGGUUGUGGUUCGAGAACAAUGUCACCGGUGCAGACGACAACUACAACAAUAAUGGUGUGCAUGAGGAGAAGGACACGCCACACUCGCGGCAGAAACGUCUGCUGUGGAUCACCACGGACGGCCGCCUGGCCCUGCCACCCGGCACCAGGCUAACGAUAACACCAUCGCUGUCGCUACCGUUCGUCAGAUACCCACCAGACGGGUUCCUGUCCAACAUGAGUAUCAGCUUGCCAUUCACGAUCGACUUCGAUGGCUUGGGGCUGACCGAUAAUCAGAAUCCGUUCGGCGCCUUCCCGCCGAUAUUGGCAAGGAGCAUGGGAAGACAGAUGGGUUCGGUACUCGCCGACUAUGUGUCUCAACUUAUGGAUGGCCGGAGAUCGACUAGAUCUGUUCCAACAUUACCCAAACCAAUACACUCGUACUUCCAAGGAGGUGAAAGGUAAACCAUAAAAUGCAUAAAAUAA